AGCUUUAUCGCAGAAGUCGAGAGCGGUGCUUGCGCGUGUCUAAAUCACACUGAGCGGCUUUUUACCCGAACAGGCGCUUUUCCACCCCUCCUCUCCCUGCCCUACAGUCGAUCACCUGGGGAUCCCUCUUAUCAAGAAAGAGUAGCCCGCUGCUUUUCCCCCCCGUGCUCUCUGCACUGCCCCUGCCUGUGCUCAGAUACAAAGGACGUUGGGUCAGCCUCUUUGUCAGGACUUCAUGUCUGUAUUUUUCCCCAUUCACUGCCCUGAUUAUUUGAGAUCAGCUGACAUGACUGAGGUGAUGAGUGCUCCAUCCAUGGAUGAGAUUGGUCUAAGCCCCCGCAAAGAUGGCCUGUCCUAUCAGAUCUUCCCUGACCCAUCAGACUUUGAUCGGUACUGUAAGCUGAAGGACCGCCUCCCUUCCAUUGUGGUAGAGCCGACAGAAGGCGAUGUGGAGAGUGGAGAGCUGAGAUGGCCACCGGAGGAAUUCCUGGUCCAGGAAGAGGAAGAAGAAGAAAACUGUGACGAAGCAAAGAAAGAGGGAAAGGAGCAAUAAAUGGCAGAGUUUUCUGUACUACUUCAGAUGCCGUGUCAUCUUAAGGGGGGAGAACCACAACUGUUCUGAAGAGUCUUUUUCUACAAAAGACAUUCAAUUUUGCACCUGCAAAGAUCUUAGUUUUUUCCAUAUUCUCUAUUGAGAACUGAAGCGCUUGACGUGACAAUCUCCAGCUGAAACUAAGGAAGAAAGUUGGGCAGGGAAAACAAAUAUGGCUGCUCUUAAGAUUGCUGUUGAGGUUAUACGGGGCAGCAAUGAAAUAACAGGCUGCUUUGGUGGAGGAUUAGACAGUCGGGAAACAUGCUUUUUCCAAAGUGUGUGGGGUGAAAGAAAUCGGUGUGAAGUGUAAAAUGCAGCUGCAUUUGUGUAUGGAACUGCCUGUGGCUACAAAAGCAUGAGAAUAGUAUUCAUCUCUCAAACUUGCCUUCUUAUAGUGCUUGUAUGUGUGCGUGUGUGUGUUUGGGAGUUGGGAGGCAGGCAGUAUGGCUACUUGCCACUCAGAUGCUCCAAUGACAUUAGAGUAAGGCAGGCCUUCCUGCUGAGCAGCAUAGAGGAGCAAUGGAUCAAUAGCCAGUCCAGUAUCUCCUCCUAAAGUUGCAGCUUCUGUUGGACUGAUGAGAUUUGGCACUGGCUUGCCUAGCCUCUUACAUAAAUGUUCUCUCCUCUCUUCCCUGUCCCUUCCAGCCCAGCACACCUCUUGUUCUUAAAAAGUAUGCAUUUAAACCUUGCAGUGCUGAAUAGCGUUUUUUGGCACGGCGCUGCUUGCUUGCAGAUGGCCCUUUGCCACUUGUUCUACAGUACCUUGUGCAAGAUAAGCAAGGCUAACAAGUCAAGUCUGAUUCUUGCAAGUGUUUUUUUUUUUUUAAAGCUUCAAGAGAUUUUUGCCAUAAACAAAAAGUCUGAAGUAUAUUUCUUUUCCUGCUGUCAAAGCUGCUGUCAAGUCUCCCAGCCAAUAAUACUCCUCUGUACUGAAAGACACUAGCUUUUCGGUUGGCAUUGUGGUCUAGUUGUGUGCAAACCCCGGCUCAAAGGCUUGCCUUGUGGAAGUGAAUCUGGGCUUUUAAAUGCAAUUCACCUGAACAGAAAUUUGAAGAUACUCUAAAGGCAGAAUCACAGAAGUGAUUAUUGAAGGAAAGCUGGUCUUCUCUUCAAACAGACAAACGAAAAGUAUUAUGGUCUCUCAGUGUUGUGGAGAAGAUUAUGUGCUUUUUUGAACAUCAUAUGAUGGGCAAAACUUCCCAAGGUCUAAAUUACCAAUAAUAACCUUUCCUUUCGUCCUGUUCAUCCUUUUCUUAGGAGCAAGCUUAACCACCAGCUUUCUCAGAAAGCAGUGUUUCACCACAUGCUGAGACUUUACAGUGUCUGCUAGGGAAAAGACCACUCUGAGAAAUGAAAAACCAGUGGUUUCCAUCCUAAUUCUGGAGACGCUAAAAGAAUAAUACAAACAUGCCAUGGCCUUAACGGAAUAUUCAAACUAACCCUUAGUCUCCCAAGUCCCUCGUUUGUCAGCUCAGUUUUUUUAGAAAUCUAUUAGGACUUUUGUGUGUAUAUAUUUGUAUUUGAUACCUCAUGAGUAGUAAAAACGCUGAGUAUGGGGUCAGGGGAUUUGCUUGUUAAAUCAGCAGGAUUAUUUUUCAGUCUUGUCUUGUGUUUUCAACAUAAUGGCAAUAACUUUUUAACAGCUGUGAGUCAUUGUUACAUAUGGGUGUGUGAGGUUGCAGACUACUCCUGCCUGUUUUGUUUUUUAAAAUGUAUAAUGAUGUAGGGAUGUAGUUGGUGUUCUUGUGUGUUCUGUUGGCAGCCAAGAACCUGUCGCACAUGUACUACCUGUCUUGGUGGAUGGUUUUGUCAUCGCUGAAACGUGUAUUGCAUCGUUACCUAGCCAAGGUUGCUUUAAAACCAAUGGAUCCAGCUGUGAUCCUGAACUGUUCUCAUCUUGCUGUUCAGUAGAAUGAGCUUUGACACCUGCACACCAGCCUAACUCUCUUGCUAUUCCCCCUCCAAAAGUUACUUUUGUUGCUUUUAAAUUUUGUCCCGAGUUUGAAGUUGUCAACUGUUAACCACUCAGUCAAGCAAAAAUCCUUAAGGCUUAAGAUCAGAGUGGCAAUGCUGUCUGUCUUAUUUGCAUAUCCUUUUUUUGCCUCUUUUUUUUCAUUGUCGCUUGUAUUUCUGUCAUUUUUUUUAAUGUCUGAAGAACAAAGCACUCCAGUUGAACUUUUUCCUGUUGUAUAUUAACAUUCUAUAUUUCUGUAAUUCUUUUUGAGCCUCAGGGAAAAAGCUAGCAUUUUUUUCAAACGACAGUACUUUUGUCACUGUGACAGUUGUAAAUAAAGUUUGAAGAUGCUUUCCAAACA
Messenger RNA from Hemicordylus capensis (graceful crag lizard), 2907 nucleotides. RefSeq names its product LBH regulator of WNT signaling pathway (gene LBH). Bases 236 to 553 code for a protein of 105 amino acids. The transcript has 3 exons. Lineage: Eukaryota; Metazoa; Chordata; Lepidosauria; Squamata; Cordylidae. Gene Ontology annotation, cellular component: nucleus. Gene Ontology annotation, biological process: positive regulation of DNA-templated transcription. The record is from RefSeq and is a predicted model, not a curated record.